Molecule: messenger RNA, 1502 nt
Organism: Didymella exigua CBS 183.55
Lineage: Eukaryota; Fungi; Ascomycota; Dothideomycetes; Pleosporales; Didymellaceae
Product: FAD/NAD(P)-binding domain-containing protein
Exons: 3
Coding region: 163-1254 (363 amino acids)
Molecular function (GO): FAD binding
Source: RefSeq, a predicted model, not a curated record
GCACGAGUGGACUGCUUGUCGCGCAGGGUCUGAAGAAGGUCCGUCGAGACGAGCACAGAAGCACUAUCAUUUGGACACUCACAUGUACAGAAUGGCAUCGCAUUCACCAUCUUCGAAUCUGAGUCAAGCGCAACAUACCAGACACGCCCCAGAGAAUGGGGCAUGACCCUUCACUGGGGCUCGACUCACAUCGCCUCCUGCCUUCCUGACGACCUCACUGCCCGCUUCAACGAAGCCUACGCUGAUCCGUCUCUGCCCACCGAUGCGGUCAGCGGCCUGCCGAUCUACAAUGGCAAGACGGGAGACCUUCUUUUGGAGAUGGGAGCCGAGAAGCCAAUGCGUGUCAGUCGGAAGAAGAUGCGUAACCUGUUCAGCGAGGGCAUUGAUGUGCAGUAUGGCAAGCGGGUUGUGCGUGCCUACGUGAUCGAGGACUCAUCGUCGCACAACAACGGACGAGUCAAGGUCGAGUUCGAGGACGGUGGCGAUGCGGUUGGCGAUCUCGUCGUUGGUACUGAUGGUGCGAAAUCACGCCUCAGGGAGGCCAUCGUGGGUGCCGAAGAUGCUGAACUAACAACCAUCCCCGUGAACCUGAUCAACUUCUCAUACAAGUUCGACGCCGAGCUUGCUCUCCGGAUACGUAAGUACAACAAGAUCUUCAUCAACAGUAUACACCCCGAUCACGGGACCAUGUACUGGUUGUCAAUUAUGGACGUCCCUGAUCCCGAGACACCGGAAACUUGGUCUUUCCAGGUCAUGCAGAGUUGGAACGACAAGUCCACGCCCCCUUCUGCUGAUUUGACUACCAAUGACGGCCGUUUCAAAUUUUUCAAGGCACGUUGCGAAGAGUACGCCGAGCCCUGGCGUUCAGUCGGCCGCGCUAUCAAGGACGGUACGCCAAUCCCAUUGGAUCGUUUGACCUACUGGGAGAAGUCGAAGAAAUGGGAUAACAGAGGAGGAAGAAUGACACUAUGUGGAGAUGCAGCUCACCCCAUGACACCCCACCGCGGCCAAGGUUUGAACAACGCGCUGCAAGACGCUUCCAACUUCGUUAGCACGAUUGUGUCAGUAUCCAAGGCCGAGGCAACCCUUGCCGAGGCCGUCCAAGCAUACGACGAUGAAGUUCUCGAGAGAGGUCAAACCGAGAUGGAGAUCUCGCUGAAACAGUCCUACUUUAUCCAUGACUGGGAGACACUCACGCAAAGUCCGAUGUUCAAGAUCGGCAUGCGCCAAGUCAAGAAGGGUGAAGUCGAGUAGGACGCAUGAUACGUCCCUCAGUGGCGAUGAUGAUGUCUGCGAACCUGGAGCUUGCGUUUGUCUCGCAAUAUGCCUUGUCACUGUUGAGACACUUAAAUCGCCUCUCAUUCGUCACAUAGUUGGUUGGGGCGGUAUUUACUGAUCCGGACGAGACCCUUGAUCGUUGGCACUGGUAGCGAUACUCGCAAAAUUUAUUGAAGUUACAAAGUGCCUCGUAAUUCUUCCUCUUUACACCCGGGUACUGUAAA